AUGCUUCAGUUCGGGGCAAGAACCCCAGACCCACCGUCGCCGCGAGAGACGCCCGUGACCUCGGGGCCCCAGCUCGAGCGGCCUCCGCCGGCGGGAGGCGAGGGCAGCCGCGGCACCGGGGAGAGCCGCUUCUCGUGCGACGUGUGCGGCAAGAGCUUCGCCUACACCUCCUCGCUGUCCCGGCACAAGAGCGGCCACGCCGGCGGGACCUGGCACGAGUGCGAGGCCUGCGGAAAGGGCUUCGUCUACCUGGCCAAGCUCAACACGCACCGGCGCACCCACGACAAGGCGCGGCUCUAUGCUUGCCAGGACUGCGGCAAGGGCUACCUCCACCCCUCGGUGCUGGAGGCCCACCGGCGCUCCCACACCGGCGAGCGGCCCUUCACCUGCCCGGUGUGCGGCAAGGGCUUUGCCCAGUCCUCCGCCCUCUGGUCCCACCGGCGGGUCCACAGCGAGGAGAGGCCCUUCGGCUGCGCCGAGUGCGGUAAGCGCUUCAAGAGCGCCCAGUGCCUGAUGAAGCACCAGCGGGUCCACACCGGGGAGCGGCCCUUCGCCUGCCCUCUCUGCCGCAAGCGCUUUGUCAGCGCCGGCGGGCUGCUGACCCACCAGCGGGUCCACACCGGCGAGCGGCCCUUCGCCUGCCCCGCCUGCGGCAAGCGCUUCGCCCACGCCUUCAGCCUGCGCACCCACCAGCGGGUCCACACCGGCGAGCGCCCCUACCCCUGCCCCGUGUGCGGCAAGCGCUUCACCCAGUCCUUCAGCCUGCGCACCCACCAGCGGGUCCACACCGGCGAGCGCCCCUUCACCUGCCCCGAGUGCGGCAAAGGCUUCACCUACUCCUCCAGCCUGCUGGGCCACCGGCGGGUCCACACCGGCGAGCGCCCCUUCACCUGCCCGGCCUGCGGCAAGGGCUUCACCUACCUGUCCAACCUCCAAGCCCACCGGAGGGUCCACGCCCGGGGAGCGGCAGUCCGCCUGCCCCGAGUGCGGCAAGGUCCCCUGAAGGAACCCGCGGCCCGAGAUUAGCAACCAGCCCCGGUACCCUUCCCCUUAA
Molecule: messenger RNA, 1054 nt
Organism: Carcharodon carcharias (great white shark)
Lineage: Eukaryota; Metazoa; Chordata; Chondrichthyes; Lamniformes; Lamnidae
Product: gastrula zinc finger protein XlCGF8.2DB-like
Exons: 1
Coding region: 1-1026 (341 amino acids)
Source: RefSeq, a predicted model, not a curated record